Molecule: messenger RNA, 2873 nt
Organism: Linum trigynum
Lineage: Eukaryota; Viridiplantae; Streptophyta; Magnoliopsida; Malpighiales; Linaceae
Source: the annotation of a GenBank genome assembly
AUUUAUGGUUAGGAGAGUUAAGAUGAAGUGGGGCCCAUUAAUUAAGCCCAUGCACUAAUUAAGCCCAUGCACUAGUCGACGUAGGCUAUGGGUGUUUAGGGUUUUUGGGUGUAAAAAGGGAGAUGUGUGAUCAGCUGCUGUACAUCAUCAGAUUCUCUCUUCUCAGUAAAAUCAGUAGCCUGAAGAGCGUUCAAAGCUCUUCCGUGGAUUAGUCCUGGAUCACAUCCAGGGAUACCACGUAAACUCCGGUGUCUGUGUUUGAUUGCUUUCUGUUAUCGUUAUAAUUCUGUGGUCAGUCAAUUUAUGGCCGAGCCUUGUGUAGAUCAUUUGGCUGCAGUACACAGAAUUUUGAGAUACCUGCAAGGAACUAAGGAGCUCGGUAUUAUGUUUCCGUCGGCUGGUAGUCCCACUCUCCGUGCUUAUUCUGAUUCUGAUUUUGCUGGUUGUAUUGAUACCCGACGAUCUACUUCUGGAUGGUGUGUUCAGUUUGGUGACGCCUUUAUCUCCUGGCGUUGCAAGAAGCAGGAUAAAGUUUCUAAAUCCUCCACUGAAGCAGAAUAUCGUGCUAUGUCUGAGGUUGGGUCAGAGGUUGUUUGGCUGCGCCGGCUCUUGUCUGAUUUCGGCAUCUCCUGUCCUCUGCCUAUGGACCUGUACGUCGACAAUACAAGUGCUAUCCGCAUUGCCGAAAAUCCGGUACUUCACGAUCGCACGAAACAUAUUGAGAUCCACGUCCAUUACAUUCGUGAUCUUGUUCGUGAAGGUACUCUCCGCUUACAUCACCUUCAGACCGAAGAGCAGGUUGCAGAUCUAUUCACAAAGGCUUUUUCCACCAGUCGUCAUUGGUUUCUUGGGAACAAAUUGAUGCUUCGAGAUCGGCAUCAAUUUGGGGGAGGAUGUUAAGCAUAUGUAAUCUCUUAGGCUACGAUUUAUGGUUAGGAGAGUUAAGAUGAAGUGGGGCCCAUUAAUUAAGCCCAUGCACUAAUUAAGCCCAUGCACUAGUCGACGUAGGCUAUGGGUGUUUAGGGUUUUCGGGUGUAAAAAGGGAGAUGUGUGAUCAGCUGCUGUACAUCAUCAGAUUCUCUCUUCUCAGUAAAAUCAGUAGCCUGAAGAGCGUUCAAAGCUCUUCCGUGGAUUAGUCCUGGAUCACAUCCAGGGAUACCACGUAAACUCCGGUGUCUGUGUUUGAUUGCUUUCUGUUAUCGUUAUAAUUCUGUUUCCGUCUUUGUUAACACGACCAUCGUUGCAGACAUGCUAAUGAGUAAUAUCAAUCAGAGUCAGAGUACCUAUUUCCGAGACUACGUCCCUCCAAAGAGCCAGGUAAUAAGUUAGUUAAAAAAUAAGGAUAAAUGAAAAUAAGUCAAGUCGUUGUUAAUGCAUAAGUCAUGCGUGCCAUGUCUUCAUCACGUUUACCAUCCGAAUAUAUUGUAGCCUAUAAUUCCGCCGAAGCUGCGGUGACGACUUAUUCUAUAUAUAAUUGAUUAAUUGUGACAAAUUCUGUAGUCGGUUCUAAAAUAAUUCCUUACGACACGAAGCCAUGAAAACUAUAUUCUCAAUGACCUAACCUCACUUUAUUAUUGAUCGAAGACUCGCAAUGGGUUGGGUUGGGCGGGUUUUGUCAAACCCAAAUACAAACUCAAACUCAUCGGUUUAUCCGCAAAAAAAUCCGGGAUAAAACCCGUUGGGUUUGAAAAACUCAAACCCAACCCGUUGGAUAUUCGCAGGUUCAUGGGUAUCCGUGGAUUUUUGUGGUAAAAAAUUUACAAUAACAAGUUUCUUUCAAAAUAAAAAUUGAACACAAUUUUCUCAUAAAAAUUAUUCAUACAAACAAUACCAAUCUAGAGCAUACAAGCAAACCGCAAAUGAUAAAUACAAAUUGUUCAAAAUUAAAGAUAAACAUCUAUUAACAACAUGAUUAAUUUAAAACUUCUUCCUCCUUGUUAAACUUCUUCACUCUCCACUCCAUGAUAUCAACUUCUUUCUAAACAAUUAGAAAGAACAUAUUGUACAUGUCUCCACAAACAUAAAAAAAUAUUAGGUUUAAUGCAGUUUUCAAAACCAGAUAAGAUUUUGAAUAGAAACAAUACUUAUUUACCGUUGAAAUAAUAGAAUAAAUACUUAGUUGUAAAGUCUCUGUUCCCUCGACAACACAUCAUAGGCAGCAAUUGUGAGGCUUCUCUGGGGACAGCUGUGGUGAAGUUUAGUCCUGAGUCUUCAUGUGGUGUUGUAGGCAAACUGUUAUGGAUGGCGAUGGAUAGUGAGCUUUGGAGGGAGCGAUGUCGAAGGCUUUAUGCAGGGAAAUUCCUCACAGCAGAUCAAUUCUGUGAGAAACUUCAGAAAUCAGUCCACCUCACCAGAAUGACUUGUGCAAAGGUUGGGGUUGCUGCUGCUUUACAUCUAGCAGAAGGUUUAAUGUUUGUCUAGUUUGUUAUAUGUUAUCUGAGUUGUAUUAGCUUUGUGGUUGGAAAACUUUGGAUGCAUUGACUCUCGGUUUGUGAAUUGGUGCCAGUUAGGGACUUUGUCCCUUUCUUGAUGAAUAAGAAACCUCAUUCAUAAAAAAUAAUCGUAACCUAUUGGAAUAGAAGACAUAUAUAGGUGGCUAUAUCAGUGCAAUAAUUUUUUUGGAUGCAUUAUAUAUAUGGUGCCUUUUGUACGUACAUUUGAUAAAAUCUAGGGUAAGACAUAUAGCUUUUGCAGAAGCAGAUUUUGGUUGGAGCUUUUUGAGAAGCAUUUUUCAAAAAAAAAAAAGCAGUUGAAUAUUUGGUUGGAACACUAUUAUAAUUGUUUUUCAAUAAGAGGUUAUUUAAAAUUACUAUAAAGGAUUUAUAAUAUAAAAUAUGAAUAGAAAGCAGAAACAAUAAAAGUAGUCAAAAUUG